CGUUUAUAUAUCAGACUUUAUUCUCUCCCUUUCUCUCUCUGCGUUUUCUUCUCCUCUAAAUCCCUCGCCGGAAUCCGGUUACUAUGCUCGCCGCCGAAUCUCUCCGGCCCCGUUCGCCGGCCAUCUGACCCCCCCGAGAUCCGCUGCCGGUUCUGCGCACUUUCCGGUGGUCCUUGUUGGAUUGAGGAAUAUCGCGGAGGAAAUUUUCUCUCGGAGUUUAAUUGAUCGUCAGGUGAUAUAUACAGCCGCAGCCGUUUUUGUUUUCAUACUGUCAAAUUUGAUUGGGGGUUGGAUUUGUUUUCGAUAUAGAAUUUAAGUGAUUUUGGUUGGAGGAUCAAAUUUGCCUUUGAGUUUAUACCAUAGAUUGUUUGAUUGAUGGAGACACAAUAACUGUUGAAAUCGAUAUUUAAGGUAUUGGCAGCUGAGUUGAAUAGUGAUAAGUUUUGUUAACAGAAAGAUACAUGGCUUCUCCUUCGGAUAAUCAUACAAUGGAAGAGCAGGAAGAGGGAGGGAAUAGUAUUACGAGGUUGAGUUUGAGGGGUAGAAUGAGUGAUGGUCGCCGAAGAUAUGGAUCAAGUGAUUCUUUUUUCCCUGGUCUUGUUGAUGAUGUAGCUCUGCAUUGCCUUGCUUGGGUUGGUAGAUCAGAUUAUGCUUCCCUGUUGUUGAUUAAUUCAAGGUUUAAUAAGUUAAUUAAGAAUGGGUAUUUGUAUGGGUUGAGGAAGCAGUUGGGAAUUGAGGAGCAUUGGGUGUAUCUGGUUUGUGAUUUGAAAGGGUGGGAGGCGUUUGAUCCCAGUAGAAAGAAGUGGAUGACAUUGCCUAAGGUGCCUUGGGAUGAUUGUUUCAAUCAUGCAGACAAGGAGUCUCUGGCUGUGGGAAGUCAGUUGCUGGUUUUUGGUCGUGAAUUGCUGGAUUUUGCUAUUUGGAAGUAUAGUGCGAUGCAUCAUGGUUGGGUUAAAUGUGAGGGAAUGAACAAGCCUCGCUGUUUGUUCGGGUCUGGUACUCUUGGUUCAAUUGCUAUUGUUGCGGGUGGGAGUGAUAUGAAUGGAAAUGUUUUGAAGUCAGCAGAGUUAUAUGAUUCUAUAUCAGGUAAGUGGAAAGUCUUACCUGAUUUGCACUCGCCGCGUAGAUUGUGCUCUGGUUUCUUCAUGGACAACAAGUUCUAUGUCAUUGGUGGGAUGUCAAGUCCCUUGGAUUCACUGACUUGUGGCGAGGAGUAUGAUCUGGAGACAGGGAAAUGGAGGAAAAUUGAGGGUAUGUAUCCAUAUGUCAACAGGACGGCACAGGCUCCCCCUCUUAUCGCAGUAGUGGAUAACCAACUAUAUGCAGUUGAGUAUGAAACCAAUAUGAUCAAGAAGUAUGACAAGGAGAAGAACACUUGGGAUGUUAUAGGCAGACUUCCAGUUAGGGCUGACACUUCAAAUGGCUGGGGCCUGGCUUUCAAGGCUUGUGGAAAGAAACUUCUUGUUGUGGGUGGCCAAAAAGGUCCAGAAGGCGAAGGUAUUGUCCUGAACUCCUGGUGUCCAAAGUCAGGGGUUAAGAAUGGUACCUUGGACUGGAAGGUGAUUGGUGUAAAAGAGAAUGUUGGUGUGUUUGUGUACAACUGUGCAGUUAUGGGUUGUUGAAGAUUCUUUUUAGAUUAACAACAAAGAAGGUUCUGGUUUCUGCAAUCUGACUUGGCCCCUUUUGGGUACUUCCUGUGCAUCUAUCUGAUUGACUAGAAUUAAUUGUGUGCUGGCUCAGAAGUUGGUUCGCUUUUGUUAACAUGUCCCAGAUCUCGGGUGUUUCACACUUCCAUGGACCAUGAUCCUGAUAUGCUCCUGAAGAAUUACAUUUGGGUUACAUGGGUAGUAUGCUGCUCCCUGUCUUAUCUUUGAAGUUGUGUUUAUCGUCUCUCAUUUUUUUCUUAAUAAAUUGGGAACUUUUGUUUAUUGAUUUGGUUUUUUAAAUUGUGCUCUUCCAGUGUUAUAGAUGUCACAGAUUUCAUUCCAGUUAUCUGGAUCAAGAUAAAUAAAUGUUAUCUCGAUUCACCA
Argentina anserina (silverweed cinquefoil) is the source of this 2030-nucleotide messenger RNA. RefSeq names its product F-box/kelch-repeat protein At5g60570. NCBI's taxonomy places the organism in Eukaryota, Viridiplantae, Streptophyta, Magnoliopsida, Rosales, Rosaceae. The record is from RefSeq and is a predicted model, not a curated record. Gene Ontology annotation, cellular component: nucleus. Gene Ontology annotation, molecular function: protein binding. The coding region runs from base 462 to 1622 and encodes 386 amino acids. The transcript is spliced from 2 exons.